AUGUCUCUUAAUAAAAAACAAAAAAGGAAUUCAGCAAGUAAAUCAUUGUUAGAAAUAGCACAAUUACAAUCUAGAGCUUCACGAUCUACUGAAAACAAACUUUCUCAAAUGUUGACAUGUACAUCUGUUAAUAUUACUUCAAAAAAUACAACUGAAGAUGCUUCUUCGAAAAAUACAACUGAAGUUACUACUUCAAAAAAUACAACUAAAGCUACUACUUUGAAAAAUACAACUGAAAAAGCUGCUUCGAAAAAUACAACUGAUACUAGAGUAUUUCACAAUUUAGAUGAUUUAACUCUUAACGAUGAGGAUUUAAUACAAAAGACUAUUGUGAUAAAAGUGGUGAAGACUCUCGCUAUGACAUUAGCCAAGAAACUCAUAGUAAUCUUGGUGACUAUGAUAAUAUUGGAGACUUUUACGAAGACUAUUAUUCACAGACUAGAGAUAAAGACAA
Messenger RNA from Funneliformis geosporum, 454 nucleotides. NCBI's taxonomy places the organism in Eukaryota, Fungi, Glomeromycota, Glomeromycetes, Glomerales, Glomeraceae. The record is from the annotation of a GenBank genome assembly.